Messenger RNA from Venustampulla echinocandica, 609 nucleotides. RefSeq lists its product as uncharacterized. The record is from RefSeq and is a predicted model, not a curated record. NCBI's taxonomy places the organism in Eukaryota, Fungi, Ascomycota, Leotiomycetes, Helotiales, Pleuroascaceae. The transcript has 2 exons. Bases 1 to 609 code for a protein of 202 amino acids.
AUGUUACGAGUACCUUACCUAGCGGCGGCUGCGCCAGAUUUAGCCCCAGAUAGCGCAUGUGGAGUGACGAUAUCCGCUUAUCUUAUCAGCGCAUCUACAGUACAGGUACUCAUUAAAACAGCUGGGAGUGUAUACCUUGACCAUGCCCUUCCCCUUGAGUUACGGGAGGACGUGAUCAGAUUAACCAGCAAGACAUCAGCAGUAUCACUCGAGCACGUCGAUGGAGUCGCGCCUCGCUCCCUGCCCAAGCUUCCCAACAACGGCGAUGAUAGAUGGACUGAUGAUGGAAUGGCUGAAUUGGAGAAAGAACUAGAGCUAGCUUUGGUAGAGCAAGUGAAUUCAUCAGCGACCAGCGCACCAGGCUCCCCCAUCCUCGUUUGGUCGAGGCAUCACAGGACGAGAUCAAAAGUCAAAGAAUGGACUGAUCCCACUGGUAGCAGACCAGAAGAGCUGCGAGAUGCUUCUCGAUAUGGCACCCCAGCUCAGGGCCUUGAGGAGUUGGAGCAGCGGGAGACUCAAGUGGCGGUGGAAACACUAGAGAGGAGGGAACUACAGGAGGACGAGCUGAUCUGGGGCACCCAUCUUUUUAUGCAUUGGGGACUGGAGUGA